GGUAGGAUGGAGAAGUAUCGGCCGGAAAUCUAAGGCUGCGGAGAGCCUUCCAAAGAAAGAGAGAGAGUAUCGAGGCCGAAUCGACGACCCGAAGAAAAAGAAACCGGUCACUUAUCGAGCCUUCUUCACCAAUGGUUUUUACCCGCAAACCUCUCCAAACUCCUUUUCACAGUAUCCGGAAAACCGCGAUAUCGCCGGAUAUCAACCCGGACUGCAUCGGAAUAACGCCUCAUCCGCUUAUACGUAUGUACAAAGUGAAGGACCCGCAGGUAGAGGAGGUACUCGCGGAUUCUAGUCCAAAGGAUUUCUUUGUAGAGAAGAAUCGAUCUCGAUGUGAUAUUCAGUGGCAAACAUCAUUAUUUGGUAAAGCACGACAGUACGAAUGUUCCGGACACUAAUCGAUUCUGUUCGAGGAUUCUGAAUAAGCUACAGAGGUAGAGAUAAGAUCCGACGGAAACGUCUUUUGAAAGAAAAUGCCCAUUUUGAGGUUCGCACGGAUCGAGCUGCGAGGUAAUCGUAAAGUAAGAUCGUGAACAAACGACGAAAUUAAUAUCGCCCUUUCAUCAUCAAGGCAGGGUUAUUGCUGAAGUGCCGGCCGUUUGAAGCUUCCGCGUACAUCGACAGUUUGACAGGAGUGAAUCCAUUCAGACUCGGACUCGACAGGAAUUGAUAACGAGCCGCUGCUUGAAUCCAAGCAGGCCACUCCGCGUGAGGGUUCCGUUUUAGCUAAAUCCUUCAGUCGCGAGAGCAGAAUCCACUUGUCCAAGUCUGAUUUCUCGCCGUCGCCAUGAUUGUCAAGCGUAUCUUUUUUCGGAAUUCUGAAGGGUGAACUAUAUGCGGGGCCGAAAAUCUACCUUUUUAUUCGCAAAUAUCAUGUAAUCGCAUAGAGGGUGAAGAAGAUACGAAGAAGAGGGUAAGUUGCCCGCUAUAUCGAGCGCUCUUCCAUCCCCGCAUCUGUCCCGCUUUCCCGUCAAUCGGGGAUGAACGCUGAGCGAAAUUCACUCAUGCGUGAGAGGUGAGACAACCGCGCGAUCGGAAGUACGUGUCCCGAUGGGACAGGAUCGCAUUUCCAGUGAAGCACUAUCACGAGAAAGAGAGAGCGAGAGAGAGAGGAAGAACGUCAACAUCACAUAGCUCGAUGGACCACGAAGAGUCUAACGGAAGAAGGAACGGGGACAGCAGGAAUCGCCGGAGACGAUAUCUAGCGACAGAACUCGGUCGCUGAAAAUUGGAAGAGCGAAGCGUAGCCAGGACCUGGAAACGGGCGAUGAUCACGGGAUAGUUCCUGGGAAAUAUGGGAGAAUCCACGUCCUCGACCACUCGUGGACGGACGUCUUUUGUACUUUUAUAAAAGUAUCAUCGUCGUCGGAGUGCGCCCGGGACCAAUCGCUUAGCUUCCUUCCGUAUUAAGGCUGUAUCGAUCAUCUUCAUCCUCUUCGUCGUCGAUACUCGGAAGAACCGGUGCCUUGGUUGAUUCGCUCUGGUAUUUGCGGAAGUCCCGAGCUUGAAUAAAUUCUGCCUCUCUCUGUCUCUGCCAGGAAGAAAAGCAGAUUGUAAAUUAGGAAAUUACCAGCUAUUUCCCUUCUAAUCGAAUAAGUGCUACCUAAUUGAUAACGUUUACCGAAAAAAUGAAAUAAAAUAAAUCUCAAGCGAAUAGAAACAUUUGUAUUCGACAUCGAUUGUUUGACAUUUCAACUUGCAGAAGAAUUGGUCGAACAAAAGGAGCUACCUUUCUACUUUGUUUAUACAGAUCUUUGAAAUUAUUCAAUGAUUUCGAAUCUUUAAAUUUUGGAAGGAUUUAUAAAAUGAAAUAAGAGAUAGUUCCUUUAUAUAAGGGAACUAUAAAUAUAAAAUCUCUAUACGAACUUGUUUACACGAGUUUAUUUCACUUCAGAGUAUCAGUAUCAAAUGCAUCGCUUAGACUAUCGAGCAGCCUUCAAGAAGAAAGGUGCCUUGCCCAUCUGCUCAUUUUUCAGUCAUCAGUAAGUCGAGCUUCGUGUGUCUGAAAACGGGAGAAAGAUAAAUCCCUGGCCACGUACGUUUUAUUUGAUAUCUUUUGUCCGUAAUUGCGAGACAUGCUCCUCCCAAUAAAUCGUCCUCGAAAAAUAUGAAGUGUCGCGCUAUUUCUAUCUCCGGCAAGACAUUCACAGAACAGGGAUCUUAAUUCCUACCGGAUGAAAUCAUUGAAAAACUAACGAGAUGUGAGCAAGGUCAUCCAUUGGUUUCUAUUGUUUCGUAAAGAACGAAUAAAAUUGUAGCGUGGCGACGUUGAUAUCGCAAUAGAAAUUUUGAAGUUAGGUCAGGUAAGAGGAUAAUACUACUCGACAAAUAUCAGAAGCUGCCAAUGUGAACACUGAUCCCUCUUGAGAAACAGCGAAGUCCAAUAAACGAUAUUCAUUAGUAUUUAACGGGCUACGAAAUUCGACAAGCUUUUAAUUCUAGAUGAAGUAAUCGUUUUUCGAGGAUAAUCAAAAAACGAUCCACUGCCAAUGAGAGCCUAACAAUUCUGUAUAUCGCGAGAUCAAGAAAGGAGCAUAAGAGUAACUAUCGAUAACACAAUUAGAGAAAAGCAUCGGCACUCGUCGUUCCAUGCUUGCUUAACUAACAAUCGCAAUCCUGUAAAAGUAGGCGCGAGUUAAAAAGAUAAGCGAGAGGGAAGAAGGUGCAGAAAGAAAGAAAGAAAGAGAGGUGGACAAAUCCGCACUGAAGUCGGUGAUAUGUGUCGCGCUGGCUCCCGGAGCCUCGAUGACCUUGACCCCGCGAGCAUGAAGCACCCAUCGAGGUCAGCGGGUCUCGAGGUUGCUAUGGCGCUCUUCGGCAUGGUUUGGCUGCUGCGUGUCCGCUCUGAGAUGCGUCGUUGCUCGAAAUGUCGGCACGAGGAGAUGCUCGCUCAGCAGCAGCAGCAGCAUCAGCAGCAGGUGCAGCUGCAGCAGCAACAGCAACAGCAGCAGCACCAUCAUCAUCACCACCAGCAUCACCAGCAGCAACGUAACCUGUCGCAGGCUACCAGCCUACUGCAGACGAUGUCCGACGACGUUAGCUCCUCCGCCAACACUCUUUUCACGUUGGACACUCCUGGAGCGGCUGGCCCGGCCGGAAGUUACUGCGAAGUGCACGGAUACGUUCAGGCGAAAGAAGAUAUCCAGGAGUUUUACGAGCUGACGCUGCUCGACGAGUCGAAAUCGGUGCAGCAGAAAACGGCGGAGACGAUCCGCAUCGCGGACAAAUGGGAAGCCAGCGACGGGCCAAUCACGCCGACCUUUGCCCAGAACGACGAUGGUCCAGCCUCCGCCUUGCCGUUGACUCAGACUCUGUCGAACAUUUAUGGCCGCAGAUCGGCCAGUCCCGACGUUCCAGGCUCCAAUCUAGACGAGACUCAGAAAACGAGGUUUGACGGUACAGGGGUGGAGGAACCAUUACCACCGCCGCCGUCGCCACCCCAAUUGAAAGAGGCGGCCCAACUGGAUGGCGUUCCCAGGCUGAAUUCGGUCGAUCGUAUCCUUCAUCCAGACGGUAUCCCGCACAUCGGUCAUGAGACGCUCAACAAGAGUCAUGACAGCUGGCAGGGACACGAUAGUGACCAGGCACACACUCCUCUUCUCGCAGCCGACACGAGACACGUGAACGGCGACGAUGAGUGGGACUACGAGGACAUCAUUUUGGAGCGGGGCGGGGCGGGCCUAGGUUUCAGUAUCGCCGGCGGCACGGACAAUCCCCAUUAUGGCAACGACACCGCCAUUUACAUCACUAAGCUCAUACCGGGCGGUGCCGCGUCCGCGGACGGCCGGCUGCGUGUCAACGACACGAUACUGCAGGUGAACGACGUGUCCGUUGUCGACGUACCGCAUGCAGCCGCCGUAGACGCGCUCAAGCGGGCCGGCAACACCGUCAAACUGUAUGUACGCCGACGGAAACACACGCAGUUGAUGGAAAUCGAGCUGAUCAAGGGAAACAAGGGCCUUGGGUUCAGCAUCGCCGGCGGUAUCGGCAAUCAACAUAUACCAGGUGACAAUGGAAUCUACGUGACUAAAAUCAUGGACGGUGGGGCCGCCCAGGUGGACGGUCGCCUCGUCGUCGGCGAUAAAUUGGUAGCCGUCAGGAACGCUUUGCAGGGCGAUAAAAAUCUGGAGAAUGUGACACACGAAGAAGCAGUGGCGACCCUGAAGGCGACCCAAGAUCGCGUUGUACUUCUAGUUUCCAAGACGGAAAGUGGAAUCAUCCCCCCGCCUCCUCCACCAAUAGCAACGGACAAUUCUCUUUCGCCUCAGCCACGUAAACAAAACGGCUCCGUGUCUGCGAUGGAAAACAACACUGCGGCUCUACCGUACUCGCAAGAAUCUCGCCACGCGUCUUCUCUUGCUCUGCACGGCACCGGGACACCGCGAGCAGUUUCUCAAGAGGAUGUCUCACGGGAGGUGCGCACCGUCGUAUUGAAUAAAGGCUCCUCUGGUCUGGGCUUCAACAUCGUUGGCGGUGAAGAUGGCGAGGGCAUCUUUAUCUCGUUUAUUUUAGCCGGUGGUCCGGCCGAUCUCAGCGGUGAAUUACGCAGAGGCGAUCAGAUAUUGAGCGUUAAUGGUAUCAAUCUCCGAACAGCCACCCACGAGGAAGCCGCCGCGGCUCUCAAGGGUACUGGGCAAACAGUGACAAUCGUGGUGCAAUACAAACCCGAGGACUAUAAUAGAUUUGAGGCGAAGAUCCAGGAUCUUAAACAACAAAUCUCGCAACAGAAUGUGAUGACAGGCACCCUCAUGAGGACCUCCCAGAAGAAAUCACUCUACGUGAGAGCGUUGUUCGAUUACGACCCCAACAAAGACGAUGGUCUGCCGAGCCGCGGCUUGGCGUUCCGUUACGGCGAGAUCUUGCACGUGACGAACGCCAGCGACGACGAAUGGUGGCAGGCGAGAAGAGUCACCCCACAGGGCGAGGAAGAAGGUCUGGGCAUAAUACCCUCGCGCAGGCGAUGGGAGCGUAAGCAGCGUGCCAGAGACCGCUCUGUCAAGUUCCAGGGACACAUGCCGGUCAUUCUUGACAAGCAAUCAACAUUAGACCGGAAGAAGAAGAACUUCUCGUUUAGCAGAAAGUUCCCAUUCAUGAAGAGUAAAGACGAUAAGUCUGAGGAUGGCUCCGAUCAGGAACGAACACCCACCACACCCGAGAAUGAGAACGAUCCCACCCCAUUCAUGCUGUGCUACACCCAGGACGACACUAACACUGAAGAUUUGUCUUGCGCUGCAGGGAGUAGAGAAAUUUUGUAUCGCGUUCAGCUGCCGUAUAUGGAGGAACUCACGUUAGUUUAUCUGGAAAAGGAGGCCGACGAGCCCAAUGACGAGCUUAGCAGCGAAGAGAACGUGCUUUCGUACGAGGCCGUACAGCAGUUGACGAUACAGUACACGCGUCCCGUGAUCGUUCUCGGACCGCUCAAGGACCGCAUCAACGAUGAUCUCAUCUCCGAGUUCCCUGAUAAAUUCGGCAGCUGUGUUCCACACACUACUAGGAGUAGAAGAGAGUACGAAGUGGAUGGACGAGAUUAUCACUUCGUGGCGUCGAGGGAGCAGAUGGAGAGGGACAUACAGAAUCAUUUGUUCAUAGAGGCUGGACAAUAUAACGACAAUCUUUACGGAACAUCUGUCGCGUCUGUGCGAGAGGUGGCUGAAAAGGGCAAGCACUGUAUUCUUGAUGUGAGUGGGAAUGCUAUCAAGAGGUUACAAGUAGCACAACUCUAUCCUGUUGCCAUCUUCAUCAAGCCGAAAUCAGUAGAGUCUGUCAUGGAGAUGAACAAGAGGAUGACCGAGGAGCAAGCGAAGAAGACGUACGAGCGUGCUCUCAAGAUGGAACAAGAAUUUGGUGAAUAUUUUACUGCCGUCGUUCAAGGAGACACUCCCGAAGAGAUAUAUGUGAAGGUGAAGGAGGUCAUCUCCGAGCAAUCAGGACCGAACAUCUGGGUUCCCUGCAGGGACCAGCAGCUGUGACGUCCUGCCCCCCACGCUCAGCACGGGCCCAACGCCUGGACCCUGCCACCGAGGCGACAAGCUUAAUUAUUCACGAUAGAUACGAUUAAGUAAUGCUCUAACAUCCUUUCCUAAUCCCUCCUUCCCUCCCGUAUCCCAUAUCCAAGUAGCACAAAGUCCCUACUUAAGACGCGUAACACGACGUAAAUCGCCGCAGAGAUUUAAGCCGAAAGAAUACUUAAACGAUGGGGUACACGAUAUCACCGACCAUUUCCCCGAAGAGAAUUGAUAAAGUCAAUCGGGACGCGUGAUUUAUUCUCUUCUAAGUUCAAAAUCGAAUGAGAGAGAGGGGGAAAGGAGAAGUGAGUACACUCGCGCGUGCUCAUCGUGUUGAAUUUUAUCGCGACCCAUGUUUCUGAUAGAAAAAUGACAGGAAAAAAUUCGUAAGUUUUAUCGCAUGAUUGUCGAUUAUUCGUGUGUGAUCGUCCCUAAUUUUAUUAAUUAAUCUCGCGAGAGAAUUUAGAGGCGUUGUACAAUUGCUCGAGAAGAUUAGAUCAGGGUAUGAUGCCGAAACCGAAAGUUGGCGGACAACUCGGAAGAGUUUUCUCAAACUCAACUGAGCUAUCAGCUGCGAGGUGCGAGCGCUUUUUCGGUUAUACUCGAGCGCGGUAUUUUUUAAUGUACUUAAGCGCAGUUAGCGCGCCGAGAACGUCGAGCGAAUUCGAUGAACUCGAUGGAAAAGGGGGGAAACCGCUGGUAGGAGAAAAAACCGUAGCCCCAAUGACGUUGUGUAUGUGUUAAUGAACCUCACAGGAUUAAAAGAAACAGUAAAAAAGAAAAAGCAAGAAAAAAAGAGAAAAGAAACCUCACAGGACAAAUCUUUAGAUGCUAGAUAUACAUAACGAUAUAUAAUGUUUUGUACAGCUAGAUGACUAAGCCAGUAACUGGGUUAUGUGCAACAUUAUAUUUGUGGAAUGGGCGAUGCGAGGGGAGAAAAAACAGAAAAAACGAGAGAAAGAGAGACAGAAAGAAAGAGCAAAAAAAAAACACUAUUGUAAUUUAAAUAUCACUACUAAAUUAUUAUUAUAGUAGAUAUUAUUGUAAAUACAUAUUAUAUACUCGCGUGUACUGAGACGGAGGGGCGUAGUAGGUGAAGAUAAGGAUCGUAGAAGAGAUGUUAGAGGAAGGAAGAGCCUGAUAAGGUUUUUCUUUCGCGCGCGUCUCGGCUACCCAUGGUGUCACUCAGCAUCGUGACAAGAUAAAGGAAUUGUCACGCCGAUCAGUCGUGCUCCCGUGAAGAGCUUCGGCGCGAGCGUAGGUGUAUGCCGCUCCUUCGUAUCUUAAGAUAUAGUUCUUGGCACCGGGUCAGCAGUCGUCGCUGAUCGAACGUGAGAUCUAGCUUGCACGAUGUCUUCGGUGCAUCCGGCUGAAGGGGAGAAAGAGAAAGAAGUUCGAUGUGUGAUGUACUUAUUACACGGGGGAGUCGCGAAAGGCGCGAACGGACAAACUGGCGAUUCGUAAAAGAAAAGAAGUAGCGCAGAUGCGGCCAAUCGGGAUCCGUCGUGGAGUACUGAGAACUGAAUUUGCCGAACAAUCAGCGAAGAUUCCUCAUCAGAUGAACUCGCGUCCAGAAUGCGGCUGUCAAUAGAAAAAUUCCCUCGCUUGGCCUUCGCUCGUUCGUCGGGCUGCGAGCUCUCGCGAUCACGUGCCACCACACACAAUGCUUUGUCCGCUUGCUCCUUCCGUUUCCGUUAGCAUUAAUCAUGCGCGAGAGAAGGUACGAUAAUUGAUUCUCCCUGAAUGUAACACGAGCGGGAAAUCGAAUUGUUGUAAACACGAGGUGUCAUUACGAUAAUUUAAUUGUAAUAUAGGCCGCAUUGUUGUCGUGAUAUGAAUACGCGAAUCGCGAUUACGAGGGACAAUGGCGAUGAUGAUAAUGAUAAAUGAUGAUGACGAUGAUGAUGAUAAUGAUGAUGUAGCCAAGGUAUGCGUUUGCGACACGCGACGAUCACUUCUGUCGCCAGGAAUAGAGCCGAACGUUUUCUUUCUCUUAUUUCGUAGUAACGUUCACUCGCGGGGAAAUGAUAAUAUCGCGCGGACACGCUUUCGGGCUAUUUUUUUUCCCUACCGCGAGUCCUAGAUUAUUAUUAAGCGCGAUUAUUAUUAUACGAGAUAGAACGAGGUACGAAGCGACGAGCUUCGGCUUGUGCCUGAAGGACAGAAGGCCUGGCUUCGCCGAGUUGAAAGAUAUCUGUCUCGAUGUAAAAGACCGUAUAUAAAGAGAAUAAUUACCGCAGACACCUAUUAUACACCUCUAUAGUCUAUUUAAUAAUAUUACUUAUUAAAUUGUCAAUCUCAUGUUCACCUUGUUUCAUCGUUUUUAAAUAGUUAAUAAACGUUUUACCAAUUUUA
Molecule: messenger RNA, 8360 nt
Organism: Temnothorax curvispinosus
Lineage: Eukaryota; Metazoa; Arthropoda; Insecta; Hymenoptera; Formicidae
Gene: dlg1
Product: disks large homolog 4
Exons: 22
Coding region: 2718-5969 (1083 amino acids)
Biological process (GO): chemical synaptic transmission
Cellular component (GO): neuron projection; postsynaptic density membrane; neuromuscular junction
Molecular function (GO): protein binding
Source: RefSeq, a predicted model, not a curated record